Oryzias latipes (Japanese medaka) is the source of this 5308-nucleotide messenger RNA. It is a transcript of the gene galnt9, whose product is annotated as polypeptide N-acetylgalactosaminyltransferase 9. The record is from RefSeq and is a predicted model, not a curated record. Gene Ontology annotation, cellular component: Golgi apparatus. Lineage: Eukaryota; Metazoa; Chordata; Actinopteri; Beloniformes; Adrianichthyidae. Gene Ontology annotation, biological process: protein O-linked glycosylation. Gene Ontology annotation, molecular function: polypeptide N-acetylgalactosaminyltransferase activity.
GCUGUUCUCUCUCUGACUCAGCCGAGCGGCUACGCGCCGGAGCCUGGCUUCACAUCUCUCUGCAACGCUGGCGCUUGACUACGUUUUGGGACCAAUCUGCUGACAAUGGAGGCAGCACAGAGAGGAAGGAGGAGGAGAGGCGGGUAGAGAUAGAGGAAAACAACAGGGAAGGGUUGAGAAACGCCGCCUCUUUUUUUCUUUUUCUUUUUUAGUUCCUCUGGCUCUGCUUUGCAGAACGGGACAGAAAAUGGGCUUUGUCCGUAAAUAUUCCACUGAGAAGCAAGGAUAGCAGGCGGAUUUAGCUGCUGCCGCUGUAAGACAUUCAGACAUACCGCCUUAAAAAAAUACUGGCCAUUCAUCCAUCUGUGGGGGAAGACAUGUUUUUUGCAGUAGCUGCUUCGGAGGAGGAGGCUUUCUCUGGCGUCAUUUUACGUUUAUAAUAUGUAGUGGAAUCGACUGGGGAAAGCUCAUCUGUGGACGGAAGAGACGUUUUCUCUGCGUGAAGUUGCGCGACAAGGUCGAGAUGCCAGCAGGAAGCGAGCACAUCCUUCGGAGCUGUCCGUGGUGCUGAACCCACCAGUCCGCUCCGACCUUCUCCAGCUUGACAGAACUCGAGCAUGAAGAGCUGAUCGGCUUGAUUUGAGUCAGCCAGCACAAAAUUCAUGUUCAUGGCUGUGGCACGAAAAAUCAAAACUUUGCUGACCGUCAACAUCCUGGUGUUUGUGGGAAUUAUCCUGUUCUCAGUGUACUGCAGGAUCCAAGACCGAUCCGAGGAGCUCCUCCAGAUGGGUAGGAUUUCUGAGCAGAGGUUGCGAGCCAGGAAUGGACAAGUUACCAACUUAGUGGACAGACAGUCCAUUCUUCAGCGACUAGAGAGGUUGGAGGACGUGGUCUACAAUCAGCUGAACGGUCUAGCAAAGCCCAUGGGGUUGUUAGAGGGGCCUGGAGGCCUUGGCCAGGGAGGAGCUCCUGCCACUCUCGGAGAGGACAGUCAUGAUUCAGAGGGGAAGUAUGAGGAGUACGGCUACAACGCUCAACUCAGUGAUCGCAUCUCUCUUGACAGGAGCAUCCCUGACUACAGACCCAAAAAGUGUAAGCUGUUGACGUAUCCAGAGGACCUUCCACAGAUCUCUGUGGUCUUCAUCUUUGUGAACGAGGCACUGUCCGUGAUUCUGCGCUCUGUCCACAGUGUGGUCAACCACACUCCAGCACACCUGCUCAAGGAGAUCAUCCUAGUUGAUGACAACAGUGACAGUGUCGAGCUGAAAUUCAACUUGGACCAGUACGUGAACAAACGCUACCCAGGCCUGGUUAAGAUUGUCAGGAACAAUAAGCGCGAGGGCUUGAUUCGAGCCAGAAUCCACGGCUGGAACGCGGCCACAGCUCCUGUUGUAGGCUUCUUCGACGCUCACGUGGAGUUUAACACUGGCUGGGCUGAACCUAUUCUCACUCGGAUAAAGGAGGAUCACACCCGCAUUAUCCUGCCUGCUAUAGACAACAUCAAAUACAACACUUUCGAGGUCCAACAAUACGCCAACGCUGCCCAUGGCUACAACUGGGGAUUGUGGUGCAUGUACAUCAUCCCACCACAGGAGUGGCUGGACAAGGGCGAUGAAACUGCCCCGAUCAGAACCCCUGCUAUGAUUGGCUGCUCCUUUGUGGUGGAUCGGGAAUACUUUGGUGAGAUUGGCCUGCUGGAUCCCGGCAUGGAGGUCUACGGAGGCGAAAACAUAGAGCUGGGCAUGCGGGUGUGGCAGUGUGGAGGAAGCAUGGAGGUCCUGCCAUGUGCCAGAGUUGCCCACAUCGAGCGCACCAAAAAACCCUACAACAACGACAUAGAUUACUAUGCCAAGCGCAAUGCUCUGCGGGCCGCCGAGGUGUGGAUGGAUGAAUACAAAUCCCACGUCUACAUGGCCUGGAACAUUCCUAUCAAUAACCCAGGUGUUGAUUUUGGAGAUGUCUCUGAGCGCCUGGCUCUGAGGAAAAAAUUGCAGUGCCGCAGCUUCCGUUGGUACCUUGAACACGUCUAUCCAGAGAUGCGAGUUUACAACAACACCAUCACCUACGGCGAGGUGAGAAAUGGGAAGGCCAGUGGAUACUGCCUGGACCAAGGCUCAGAGGAUGAUGACAAAGCCAUUCUCUAUCCCUGUCAUGGGAUGUCUUCGCAGCUCGCCCGAUACUCUACAGACGGACUGCUCCAGCUUGGACCAUUGGGAUCAACCACCUUUCUGCCUGACACAAAAUGCCUAAUUGAUGAUGGCAGAGGUCGAACACCCAGUCUGAAAAAAUGUGAUGCUGUCUCAAGGAUUUCCCAGAGGCUUUGGGACUUUACACAGAAUGGACCAAUAAUCAACAGAGACACCGGUCGAUGCUUGGAGGUGGAGAUGACUAAAGACGCCAACUUUGGCCUUCGUUUAGUGGUGCAGAGGUGUUCUGGUCAGAAGUGGCUAAUUCGAAACUGGAUUAAGCAUCCAAAGCACUAAAAGAAAGUGAAACUUUAAGAAACAAUUUUGGCAAUGUUGAGCAGCAGUCGGCUUACAAAAAUGUGAGACGUUCCGGGACAAGUGGGGACUGAUGGUACUUCAGUAGCAUGUGUGAUAGUUCACACUGCAGACCACACACAGCACACUUGGCUGCCCAAAGGCAGCAGCGCUUUCCCAAGAAUACAAUCAAUAUUUUGUUUCACUGCACUGCGCUGUCACACCGGACCAUAGGGUAAGCUGCACUCUCUGAAAUAACCUGCUUUUGACUUUCUGUUAAUCUAUGGAGUCCAUCAACUUAGUGCAGCAAAUAACAUUUUUCUGUUAUUUCUACUGUAAAACUCUUUUGGACGAUGUUGGUUUCGACUGAACAUUUUCUUUUGGCUGGACAACUACAGAUGCAGUGCCCCAGCAAGAGAUGUAACGGGCUUUGAAAGGACUCGUCAUUAUUGAAUCAAAAGGCAUUGUUUCUACACUCACACAAGCCACUUCACUUCUUUGUUUCUUUAGGAGUGCUCACUGAAAACUAGAGCAACCAUGUGCCUUUUUCUUUACAUCUUUGUUUUAGGCUUCAUCAGACCGGGGAAUGUCAGCCCAAAAGCAUGUACAAAAUUAUUUGAAGUUUGAUUUAUAAAACCAUAUAAUAAUAGUAAUAUAUUGUAAAAAAAAAAAAAGAAAAAUAAUAAUAAUAAUAAUAAUAAAAAUAAAUGAAAAAAAAGUUAGGAAAUAAAAAGAAAAAUUUAUGAGGAGCCUGUCUUCUUUUUUCUCCCUUCUGGUUUUGUCAGUUCUGAAAACUCUGAAAACUUGUUCUAGCAGGAAUUACAUAGAAAAAUACAGCUUUUAUUUACACAAUUGCUGGAUCAUCUGCUAACAGCAGCAAAAUUACUCAUCUUUUGUUGUAUCUUUCUAACAAACAAGCCAUCAAGUUUCUGGCCUUGUGUGAUAUCACAGAUGUCACAGAUCCAAGACAUUUCCUAUUGUUGUGAAUAUCACAAAAGUUCUUUGUUAUUUUCACAAAGAACAUUUUUACUUAUUAGAUACUUUUUUCUUUUUUCCUUAGGUUUUUUUGUUUUAUUGGUAAAAAAUUACUUGUGCAUCUUUUGAAAUAAAAGGCAAAACUGCAUGCAAAAAUCCAUGAGCUCAAAAGUCCCAUGCAAAUUUGCUUGCGUAGGAGUUUGCAAAGGUUUUGUGGCAUCCUUUUUUUUACCUGCCAUUGAAUAACAUCUGUGUGAAUUCCCAUCAUCAUGGGUCUCAGCAUAUAACCAUAUAGGGGAGUGUAUUGCCAAGAGUCUGGCCAUAUGAUGCAUAUCACAAUACACGUUAAAAUAUAAUAUAUAAUCCAAGACUGUACCAGAGGCAUUUUUCUGUAUAAUUGGAAAACUAUGUCUGAAUGUGCCUAAAACGCUUUAAUUUACUUUACUUAUGCUUUAUUUUAUUCUUUAUUUUCUAGAUCCGAUCUGGGCAUUAAACGGCCCGAGUGAGGUUACUGGGAAAUUACAAAACAGACAAGUGUCCAGUAUUCAUGAGAUUCGAGUCGAAUAAGAUCAAUCCCCCGCACCCAUCACCCCCCGCGCACCCAUCACCCCCCAGAGUCCACGCCACAUUUUAAAAUUGUGUGUGGGAUUUUAAAGGAUCCCCCAAGUAUUUGCACAGAUCCCGUUGUCCAGGAACGCAGUGACAAGGGGGAUGAGAAGUCAAGUGGUGAGUUUCAACUUUGUUUUCCUUCACAUUCCACUCGGAGCGUGGAAUGUGAUGCCCAUGACAAAGCCCAGUUAAUAUUGUUUGUUGGUGGGAUAACGAGCUUCACCGAGGAGCUGGCUGCAGUGUGGGCACUGAAACGCAUGAUGACGGGAAGAGAUCUGUUCCCGGAGGAAAAGCCUGCAUGGACACUUUGGGAUUGAAAUGGCAUACCAUUCACUGUCACAAUGUAAGGAAACUGUUAAAGAGUUUGGGACUUCAAAAUGGAGAUUCAAGACAAGGCAAAGACAACCCAGAGCUCUCUGAUAAAGACUGGGUGACAGAUUGUGCUUUUGAUUUGACUGCACUGAUGAUUGAAAAAAAUCCAAGGCAAAGGCCUUUUGGUGCAUGAAAUGCAGACCCUGGUGAAAGCUUUUAUCAAAAAGCACUAAAGAUUAUUCUCACUGACAUGCCAACUCUGAAAGAAAUCACACCAUCAGCUGAACACCUCCACAUAUACUCGUUCAUGUUAUGCCCACUCCAUGGGGAGUAUUCAAGAAAAUUUGAAGACUUUAGAACAAUUGAAAAUGAAAUGGACCUGAUAUCUGCAAAGAUAAUGCAAGAUAAUGCACCCAGUUAUGUCCAGUUGGAGCUAAUUGACAUGCUGUUUGAUGCCAUACUGGUAGAACAGUUUAAUUCAGGAAAACUGGUGAAUUUUUACCCCUCCCUUUAGGAAGAGAACCUCCCAAACAUGAGAUUUUACUAGAAGAUUGUUGGUUCUAUUUGGGUCUACGUACAUUUGUGAACAAACAUUUUCAGUGAUGAAAUUUCAUAAAUGCAGAUAUAGAACCACUCUCUCUCUCUGAUGUUCAUUAUUGGCAGUGCUUUGUGUUUCCACCUCAGACAUUGACCCUGACUUUGAUGUGCUUGUUAAAGCCCAACCGAGACUAGAUUUUUCUCAAUGAACAAAAUUUUGAUGUCUUUUUAAUGAACACCCUCUUUUUUUUUCAACAAUAUGUGAAACUCAAAAUGUGGUUUUGGGAGAAUGUGAUUGAAAAUGAUUGCUGUUAUCAUUUAUGAAAAUGUUCAAAACUUCAUGUUUUGUUUAUCAUUGUUUGGGGAAAUUUGAUUAAACACUUUUUUAAAAGCAA